AUCACUACGACACUGUAAGAGUUAAAGCAAAGAAGCAAAAACUAAAAAAAAAUUUAUAAAAAAUUAUAUUUUCCAAAUAAAAAAUGUAUUUUAUUAAAUGUACCAUUAUUGUAACAGCAAUGUUUACUACAUUUGCGACGAAAGUUUAUGGAAACGAUGAAAACGAUCAUAAGUGUGAUGAUCAUGUAACAGGAGAAGCGGAAAAUGGCGAACCGUUUGAAUAUAUUACACGAGUCUGUUGUCCAAAUUAUACCGAAGAUAAUAAUGGAAACUGCAUACCGAUAUGUAACAUUCCUUGUAGAUUUGGAUUUUGUAAAGAACCAAAUGUAUGCGAAUGUAAUGAAGGCUAUAAAAAGGUAAAAGAGAAAUGUGUUCCAACAUGCAAGCAAAAAUGUUUAAACGGCUACUGUAGUAAACCAAAUGUAUGUGGUUGUCCAAAAGGUUUUGAGUUGGGCGCAAACAAUUCUACUUUAUGUAUACCAAUAUGUAAACCGAAAUGUUCAAAAUUUUCAAAAUGCACACUAGCUAAACCAAUAAAUCGCUGCGAAUGCAUUGAUGGUUAUAAGGAAAAUAACAAAACAAAAAGUUGCGAACCAGUAUGUAAAAGUACAUGUACUAACAGUUUCUGCAGUGCGCCGGAUACAUGCCAAUGUUUUAAAGGCUUUGAAUUUGAUAAUGCUAAUAAAACCAACUGUAAGCCAAAAUGUGAACCAAAAUGUCCAAACAAUUCCAACUGUAUCGCUCCUAACGAAUGCAGGUGUAAUGAUGGCUACACUUUCAAUAAACUAACCGGAAAAUGUGAUGCGAUUUGCAAAGAUCAAGUGAAAAACUCUAGAUGUAUUCGGCCACCAAAUACAUGGGAAUGCAACGAUAAUUAUAAACGAGAUCCUGAAAUUGACAGGUGUGUACUGGAAUCCUGCGUAUGCGAAAAUAAUGGAUAUUGUUUAGAUAACAAAGACAAAUGUGAAUGCUACGAAGGUUUCACAAAAAAUGCGACAACUGAACAAUGUGAAGCGAUUUGUCAACCUAACUGUAUAAACUCCACCUGCGUCUCUAAUAACAAUUGCCAAUGUUAUUCCGGAUAUUACAAAACAACUCAAUCUCAUAUUUGCGAACAUAAUGAUUACUGCAAUGGCCAGCCGUGUGAAAAUGGUGAGUGUUUAUUAACAGGAGAAUGCAAAUGUAAGUCAGGUUAUGUUAAAUCGUUGUCGUACAAUGGUCAUCUUAAGUGUGAUAAAGUUCAAACAUUUAUUGGAAAAGUUAUGGCUUCGAUUAUAGGUGCACCACUACUAUUAGCAUCAUUAGUACUAAUAGUUGUUUAUGUAAUAACGAAAAAAAAAUCAUAUAACGUGGAGGAACAAGAAAUGGUGUUAAUUCGUAGACAUUAAAUAAAAAAAUGUUUCUCAAAUAAUAAAAAAUAUAUACUAUUUAUUAAAUACUAUUAUCUGUUAUUAUUUAAAAAUAUUAUUUAAAAAUAAAAUAUUGGUCCAGGAUGUACUACGAACAUAUAACAUAAUAGAUUGACUGUCACAUUAUUCUAUGUAAAUAUAUGUCUAUUAAUUGGUGUUUAUGAAAUCAUUAUUUACAAGAUUUUUUGUAUUAUACUGGUAAAUUUUCUGAUUUUUGACAACAAAUUUGUUUAAAAACAAACAACUUGAUAUUGAGAAACAACUAUAAAGGUUUACAAGAAGUUUUCUUUAAACCUGCGUGAAAUUUUUUUUUUAAUUUUGAACAUUAAACCAGUAUGUACCUAUAUUAAUAUGUUCCAAAAACUAAAAUAAUUUGUAAUUUAUAAAAAAUACUAAAUUCCAAUAUCUAUUUGAGACACUGUAUGUAUUUAGAGAAAAAAAUGUUCAUAAUUUAGCAUUUUUCAUUAGUGUGAUUAAAAUAAUUAUAACAUGUACUUAUAAGUACAUAUUUUUUUAAUUUCGGUAACAUUUUGAUAAAUAAAAAUUUUGUUACAAUU
This is a messenger RNA of Lucilia cuprina (Australian sheep blowfly), 1966 nucleotides long. RefSeq names its product von Willebrand factor D and EGF domain-containing protein-like. The transcript is spliced from 3 exons. Lineage: Eukaryota; Metazoa; Arthropoda; Insecta; Diptera; Calliphoridae. The record is from RefSeq and is a predicted model, not a curated record. The coding region runs from base 84 to 1388 and encodes 434 amino acids.